AAAAGAGGCAAUGCAACUGGUGAAGGAGAUGAGGACACGGAUGGAUAUUUGUAUUUUUCUAUAAAAUAUGAAGAAGAUAGGUAAGUAUGGAAUCCAGGGAAACUGCAUGCCAUUCACCAUCAUGUCAGAGAUAGCCAUCGAUUCUGUCAUCACACUAACAGACUGUUUUUGUCAACCAUCUGUGACUACCUGCAUUUCAACCAGCUUGUCCACUGGGUCGGUCAACCCGUUCUCUUCUGUCGCGUGACGAUGUACGUCAUACGUACGGCCAUCCAUGAAUCUGUGAUGUGUAUUAUCAUACCGGCGAACUUUCUGUUUUGGAUUCGUGACCCCCGCGCUUGUCCUAGACCCUCUCGCUCCAACCGGAGGCAACUAACCCCUCGCUGCAACCGGUGGAAUGCCAUUUAUAGAGUAAAGUAUUAUCUAAUGCUUGUGGUACAAAUACUUAAUUACAUGCAACCUUAAUAGAACAGCUUGGUAUGAUGAAAGAAUCAGCAGCACUUGCUUCUCCACCUUUUGUUCACCAGCUGCUAAACAGAGGGGACUUCCGUCUACGCAUGCGCGAGAAACGUAAACGUGGAGUGCACGUGAGUGCGGGUUGAUCGCGUGACUGAAUUCUAAAAACAAACACCAAAUUUGCCAAAACUACUCGUGUUAUGAAGUCGUUUUCUUGUUUCUUUAGUGUUUCUACGCUCACAAUUUUAGGCAUUUCCGACUUAGAAGUGUUUGCUUUGGAAUAAGAACGUGAAAGUAGAAAUAAAAACUUUGUUGCAGCAGUUUAAUUUCGCCGUACAAAUAUACCUGUUUUAAUAUUAUAUGUAUAUCUUUUCGAAGUGAGAUAUAAAAGUGCAAAUUGACCUUCUUUAAAUUCGUACUUGCCCUAUUUUUGACUCCAUAAAAACUACUUUUAUCCAUGGAGAAACUAUUUGACUUUAAAAAUAAGCUGGAAUUAUGGAGGUGAUAUAGGCUAGUUUCUUUGCAAACAGUGAUUCAGUACUCGGUAGUGUACUUGUUGUAUAUGAAGAAAAGUCUAAAAUGAUUUCAACAUCCAUCAACAAAAAGGAAUCGCGCUUAUUACUUAUACUACUCGUUAGAAGAUAGAGAAUUAAUUUAAUUCACUAGGAACCCGUUCUACAAUAUAAACUAGAAAUCGGCCAACAAUUGUCACGAAAUACUACAAUUAAAAUAGGAUCUUUGAACUACCGAUUUCACCGAACGGUCAAGUUUCUCUGCAAAGAUCGCCCCUUUGCCCAAUUUUCAUCGAGUAGAUCAUCGUGUUAUCAGGUGAAGGAUUAUGUAUGCUUUAACAAAAAAGAAUAAAAAAAAACUGGUGAUAAAGGGUAGAUUUUGAAUCAAAUACGAAUAUGUGUAUACAAGAUCUGAGCGUUAUUAUCAAGCACUCGAUACUUUCUCCAACAACAUAUUGCGCUUAUUUUUUUACAAAAUUAAAAAUAUUCACACAUUAAAGAUAUGAAAAUGUAGCUUGCAUUACAAAGAAAUGUUGGCUUACCUAAGUUAUACCUUACACGUCGAUUAAAGCCAAGUAAACCCUUCAAAGACGCGUGCCACAUUAAAUUACAGGUCUCAUGGCCACUCAUGUUCUUCGUAUGAAAAUAUAAGUUUUCCUUUCAAUUGCUUUGCUUUAAAAACAGUCAUUAGGUUGUUGAAGAGUUAGUCUAUAACUUCCAACAAAAAACCCCAGAUGCUUUCAAAAACCAGUGAAUCACAAUGCUGUAAACUUCAACAUCCUUAGAAAUUGUAAGCCAAACAUCGAAAAGCAAAAUUUGCGGGAAAAAGCUCACGAGCCCGCACUAUUUUCAUGCAGCGUCGACGAAAGUCCCCUCUGUUCACCUGUUAAAGCUUCUUCCAUUAGAAGCAAGAGUGUGGGAACAGGCAUGUUUGGCUUGGGUGAUGUAGAUGAUAGUUGUAUUUCUAAGUUGAUAUUAUACUGAUAGUUGUAAUUACAAUCUAAAAUUGCAACCCUUAAAAUUUUGUAAUUUGUUCUUAAGUCAAAUCGCCAAAAUUCGCAUUAUCUUGCGGUGAGUUACCAGACCUAAGCAAGCCAAGUAUAUAUAUAUAUAUACUAACAAUAUAUAGGUAACAAUAAAUAAGAGUUACUUUCAUCCUGCUCAUCAGCACUAUAUAUAUAUAUAUAUAUAUAUAUAUAUAUAUAUAUAUAUAUAUAUAUAUAUAUAUAUAUAUAUAUAUAUAUAUAUAUAUAUAUAUAUAUAUUUAACGGUUGAUGAUGAUGCAAUCACGUAAUCAGUAACAAAAUCGUGAACAAAAUCGCCUGAUGAUCGUCUAGAAAGGACGUGAAACUCAGAGUAGCGAUAUAUAUAUAUAUAUAUAUAUAUAUAUAUAUAUAUAUAUAUAUAUAUAUAUAUAUAUAUAUAUAUAUAUAUAUAUAUAUAUAUAUAUAUAUAUGUAUAUAUAUAUAUAUAUAUAUAUUUAUUGUUACCUAUACUGGAUUAUCACUCAUCACUCACAAAACAUAUAAAAUCCAUGUUUCCCUUCAGAUCUGUGCUUGUGGUGAAAUUGGUUAAAGGCGAAAACAUCCCAACUCAGAAUUUAUUUCCGAGCAAGCCCUGUGUUGAAAUCCAGAUACUCCCCGCCAGAGCUGAGCCUGGGACCGGACCAAACGGCAUUGAGUUUGAAAUUGCUGAAGAAGAACUUCUACGACAAACAGUUCACUUCUGUGUGUGCCGUUAUGAUAGAUAUUCAAGAAAAACUACCAUUGGGGAUGUAUUCCUAUCUCUGGCCGAGCUGACAGCGGAGGGAGUAGAUCUGAGCCAGGAGAUAUUCAUAAGAAAUUUAAUUGAACCAAAUAUCGAGGUAUUUUAAAAAUAAUGUCCAAAUCGAAAUUUACACUAGCAAAUUUCGUCUAAUUGGCGAGUAACUAUAACCAUAGCUGGCCAAACUCGUAUACAGGGCUUCCACAAGCACAUAAACCCUUGGUAUGAGGUUGGCAAAAUAUAAUAAAUCUUCUCAGCUAUCGUGAACAUGUGCUAAUAAGGCCUACACAGGGAUGAUAACUCGCCUUAAUCGCGUAAAUCGCCCAACUCGCAUUGCUUAAAAGUUGCAGUUUUUGCUUAUAAAUCGUCUAAACUCGCUUAAACUCGAAUUAUCUCGCGGCAAGUUUAGGCGAGUUACUACCCCAGAGUGGGCAUUAAUAGACAAUUCCCAUUAUAGACUAAUUUUAAAAUUAGGCAAGGAAACUCAAAUAAAUCACCACAGCUAGAAAGAGCAUACUAAAAUUAGUAAAAUUAUAAAGUUUGGUUGCGAAAUGUUGUAAAAUGAGGAAAAUAUAGCCUUGCAAAAUUUGCAAAUUUUGUAUACUUUUGUAUUGCUUGCGGAAAUUCCUACCACAUUCCUACCACAUUUAGGCCGAAAAUGGUCGCACGCAAUACAAAAGUAUACAAAAUUUGCGAACUUUGCAAGGCUAUAUUUUCCACAUUUUACAACAUUUCGCAACCAAAUUUUGUAAUUGUACUAAUUUUAGUAUGCCCUUUCUAGCUGUGGUGAUUUAUUUGCAUCUCCUUGCCUAGUUUUAAAAUUAGUCUAUAAUGGGAAUUGUCUAUUAGUUUACUUACCGUGGGAAAACAACUAUAUAGCAUACAAGUUCAUAUGACUUAUGUUUGCCAGAAUGACUCGGUCAUUGCGUUAUCAGAAACUUGGCUUAAUGAUUCUUUUAGUGAUUCUUUUCAUAUCUCUGGGUAUAACUUUGUUGCAAAAUCCAGGAAACAUAGGAUAGGUGGCGGUGUUGGCAUUUUUAUUAAGUUUUCAUUCACGUACAAAUUUCGACCAGAUCUUGAACUUGCCUCAAAUGAAUCAACCGAAUCAAUAUUCUUGGAAAUCACUCAGUCCGAAAAUAAAAACAUAAUUAUAGGCUGUAUUUAUAAACUUCCUAAUGUUGAGGUUGAACUAUUUAACGAUUUUUUGACCUCAAUAAUAACCAAAAUUGGAUAUGAAAAUAAAAUAUGUUACAUUUUGGGAGAUUUUAACAUUGAUCUGAUUAAUCACGAAUCUCAUCUACCCACGAAAGAAUUUAUGGAUCUUCUUUCCGCAAACAGUCUUUAUCCCACUAUCUCUAAACCAACUAGAAUUACAUUCCACUCUGCCACCUUAAUUGACAAUAUUUUUACGAAUAAUCUUGAGCAUGAUAUUGUGAGUGGUAUGUUAUACAGUGAUCUCACUGACCAUCUUCCUGUUUUUCAGAUUACUAAUUUUCAACCUCAACAACAUACGGUUCCUGUUAAUAUUAAAACUAGGAAAGUAACCCAAUCUAGUAUUUUGAACUUUCAGAUUGAAUUGCAAGAAAUAAAUUGGGAUGAAACAAGAUUAAAUACUUCGCCUAAUCACUCGUAUAACUAUUUUUCAGGAAUACUUCUUCCAAUUUAUAAUAAUAAUUUCCAAUAGUUGUUAGAAAUUCCAAUUUUAAAGCCGGCUCUAAACCAUGGUUCUCAGCUGGACUGCACAAUUCGUGUUGUAAAAAGAAUACUUUAUAUAAAACUUAUCUGAAAAAUCCUACGCCUACCAAUAAACUUGUUUAUACAAAAUGUCGCAACAAAUACAACUAUUCCGUUAAAAUAACUAGGAAAAAAUAUUAUCAUGAAAAACUUGAAAUGCAGCAAUCUAAUUUAAAAGCGACUUGGUCUACUAUUAAAACUGUUAUUGGCAGUAAAUCCAGAACUAACAUUCCUACCAGUAUGAAAGAUUCUGCAGGUGGUGAAUACACUGAUCCAUUUUGCAAAUAAAUUUAAUGAUUUUUUUGUUAAUAUUGGUCAUUCCUUAUCUAAAGGUUUUUCCAGUUCAAAUAAUCAACACCGUCAUUAUGUAACUGGAUCAUACAAUGGUAGACUAGUAUUUCAUUAUUUCCUACUGACCCUUUCGAAAUAACUACAAUUGUUUACUCCUUGAAAAAUAGCAGGAGUGAAGGGGUUUAUGGUAUUAACAUAUCCAUAGUUAAAGCUUGUAUUGAUUUAAUAGCAUUAUCUCUCUCAACUAUUUUUAAUAAAUCAAUUUCGACAGGUAUUGUUCCUAAUCAAUUACAAAUUGCUAAAGUGAUUCCGGUGUUUAAGGCUGAUGAUCGCUGUCAAUUUAUCAAUUAUAGACCGAUCUCAAUUCUACCCAACCUCGUUCCCAGGCUCUUACCUUCGCACGCCCCAAGCUGCGGAAAGACCCUGGUGCCGGCUGGUCACGUGGCUCCCAGGAUAUUAAAUUACCAAUGGAGGGAUGGACAAAUCUAAAUUACAAUGCUUCCACUUUGCAAUAGUAAAAUUCGUUGGCAAGGAGCGGACGUAUUGCAUGGUUUGAAUUGCAAAAAGUGUAAUUUGAGAGCACUUUAUAUCGCAAUUUGUCAUUGUAUAAUUUGUAUUGAAUACUUCGAGGAAUACUUCUUGUCAAAUUGACAAUUAUGCGCGCGUUUGUGUUCUUUUUGUCAUUCACAUGCUGCCAGGCCAUAGAAGCAAAGUUGAUAAUUUCUACGGAAACUCGAACGAAGAUGCUCGAGGAUGCUCGAGUUUCAUUGCAUUUCUUGCUUGUUUGGAAUUCGUUGUUCUAAAUAGCGCAUCUCUGACUCAUAACAACAUACUGUACUGAAGCCGAACCAACUAAGCAAGUUCUUUGUUUGGAAAGUAUUUAUUUAUUUAUUCAAUUUCGCCAGGUUAAAUUACAUGAUUGAUAACAUUGUGUUCAAACUUCGACAAGAGUUGCAAUUUAAACAUACAGAUCUCCGUGUUCUUGGGUCCUGCAUCAAAACAACUGUGCAGGGCUUUCAAAUAAUACUGUCGUAAAGCACACGAGCAAAUUUUAUUUUGACAAAUUUUAUUUGAUCAAAUGCAUUUGAUCAAAAGCUAGCAUGCUAGCUUUUGUUCAAAUUAAAUGCAUUUGUCACAAUAAAUUUGUCACAAAUUUAUCAUCUACACGAGCAAAAUAUCUUUGACAUUCAAUUUGCCCGUGUAAACGGGCCUUAACAAACUCUUAAAUGUACUUAAACAUAUAUUAUUUAUUCGACAAAAGAUGUUAUUUAUAAUUUGUAUCCUGCCAACGCUUUAUAUGGAAAGUCUCUGAUUUUCAUCUGACCCAUUGUUGAUGUUUGCAAGGGAUCAUAUUUAAUAAACAAGUCGAUUUUCUUUCUCCAUGGAAAUCAUUUGAGAUAUCUACUCAGGACGGUUCGUGUAUUGUUAUAGUUGUGUCUCCCUUGAAUUCACUGAUACAAGAUCAAAUAUCUCGACUGAAAUCAAGUGGCCUGAAGUCGCGCGUCUGCCAAUUCUAUAAAUAUUUGCAAAAAAUAUUCCAUGGAGAACGAGAAAUCACAAUUGGAUUGUACAUUUUGGGUUUAAAUGGGGAUUACUAACAUACGUAUACGGAUGACUAUAUUAUUAAUUGCGGUAAAGUAUAUUGGUAGAUGAUAUUCAUAAACAAUUGACUUACUUCUGUUGACAUGGGCCAGACUGCAGAGUUGGGCACUUUUCGCCGAGAUCUCGGGUGCGGAAAGCUUGGGUAAAAUAGGUGCGGGUGCGUAAAAUGACUUGCAGGUGCGCAAAAUAACAUGAAGUAAAAGUGCAAGUGCGGACAGUUGUAGCGAGGUGCGGGCGCACAACGCACGUGGUCACGUAAAAUAUGUAAACGUCGUGUGUUAUAUUUUUCCACUAGCCUUUUCUUUUGUCUCUGAGUCAUGUUUAUUGCCUGAACUAGCGAAGAGUAGUAAUUUUCUUAUUUGCAAUAUGUCAGAUAAAAGUAAAUCAUUGGAUGCUGCUCUAGGAAGUUCAUACAUACUAAAACGCUGUUUUCUGACCAUUAGAAUUCUGUCAAAUCUUCCCCCAAAGUCCAGGAAAUGGCAUUUCAGAUCAAUUUGAAUCAAGGAAACUUGCUGUCUGGCUGUAGCAGAAUGGAUAUUUCUAAUAAUCUAUCAUGUUUAACUUCAAUUGCAUGACAAUGCCUGGAUAAUAAAAUAAUUUGGUGAUCGCCAGAGGUAUACUUCAAAAUAAGGUUUCCGCUUUUAUAACGUGGAAAAAAACAAUCCUAACGCAAAACUAAACCCUAAUCCUAAUACUAACCCUAACCUAGCCUAAACACUAACGUGUCGUAUUUUGAAAAUUGAUAUAAAAACGGAAACCUUAUUUUGAAGUAUAAUAUCUAUAGCAAUUGCCAUUGAACAAUAUAUAUAUUGCGCAACAUAUAUAUUGUGCAACUCAGGUGCGCAGAAAAUUUCAAGAAAUAUAAUAUCGGGUGCGGCUGUGCCCAACUCUGCAGUCUGGGACAUGGGUAAAGGUGUAGCAGAUCUAGUUUCAUCACUCGAGGAGGACACAUUGACAAAGUCAGUGUAAAAGCCAAACUGCGCCUUCGACUUUCAACUGCAGCAACAUUUGCCGAAGAUCUGGCAACGGAUAGAAAAACUUCAGGGCAUCGCUUGGAUCGUGAAUCUUUUACUAAUGAUUUCUGUGUUUCGGAAAUUACAUUCUUGAACGUCGUUCACAAGGACGGCACUCGAUCGGCAGAUCAAAUAAGGAAAAUCAUCAACAUGUGGCAGUCUCUCGCCAUGAAUCAACUCCGUGUUAUUCAAAAUUCUUUAAUUUGUUUUGUUGAAGAGAUUCUUACAAUGUAUCUGAUCUUGUACACCAUUAUAUAAUCGACAACGAGAACUAUUUUCAGUUGAUCCAGGAGAUCUUUUUGUUAAAUUUCUUUGGCGUGCUUUUGCUAAGCCGAUAUAGUGACAGUGAAAUAUGAGAUAUUUGUAAUCCUUGAGAGUAAUAUGAUACUCUUUCGGCUGCAACACAUGAUUAAUCUGUUGUUUUAAAAAAAAUCUUUUAUUAUUGUCUCGUACAGUUAGAAUUUUACUAUUUUACAAAUUCAGAAACAAUUUCAAUACGUACAAAUCAUUUCUACCACCCCUCCCUGAAUAGCAAUUUAUUUUAGCACCCAAAAUCUGGGAGCCACGUGACCAGCCGGCACCAGGGUCUUUCCGCAGCUUGGGGCGUGCGAAGGUAAGAGCCUGGGAACGAGGUUGAAUUCUACCAUGUUUUUCUAAAAUUCUUGGAAAGUUACUUUACAAUAGGUUUUUAAAUUUUAUUAAUAAGAAUAACAUAUUAUUUGAUCACCAAUAUGGAUUUCGGAAAAAUCAUUCUACUUCUAUGGCCAUAAUUGAUCUGGUUGACAACAUUUCUCUAGCUUUCAACAUUAGAGGUUAUACAAUUGGAACUUUUAUUGACUUUAAAAAAGCAUUUGAUACUGUGGAUCAUUCCAUUUUACUGGAUAAGUUACAUUUUUAUGGUUUUCGUGGAAUCGCUCACUCCUGGAUUAAAAGUUACCUUGAAAAUAGAUCAUAAUGUGUCGAAAUUGAAAAAGUCUGCUUCACAUAUAAACCUAUUAACUGUGGUGUACCUCAAGGCUCUAUUCUUGGACCUCUCCUAUUUCUUAUAUAUGUUAAUGAUAUAUCACACUCUUCAUCUCUCUUAUCCUUCAUACUCUUUGCUGAUGAUACCAACAUAUUCCUCAGCGGGAAAGAUAUUCCGUCAAUGUUUUCCACUAUAAAUAUUGAGCUUAAUAAUGUCUAUAAAUGGUGUAACGCGAAUAAAUUAACCAUACACCCUGAUAAGACAAAAUACAUGGUUUUCCAUCCAAGUCGCAGGAAACUUGAAUUAGAUAAUCUCAAUGUUACUAUUCAUGGAUAUGACGUCGAAAGAGUUCAACAAACAAAAUUUCUCGGAAUAACUCUUCAUCAUGCAGAAUUUGUCAUGGACCGCACAUAUUAAUGCCAUCAACUCUAAAGUAUCGAAAACAAUAGGAAUAUUUUAUAAAGCUAGACAGUAGCUUGAGAUAUCGACCCUUCGCUUGCUAUACAACUCUCUCAUCUUGCCCUAUUUACAAUAUUGUACUAUUGUACUAUUGUAUGGGCAUCAACUUAUAAAACUCAUCUAAACCGCUUAUUUCUUUAUCAAAAACGGACUGUUCGUAUUAUCUCUCAUUCAUCACCUCUAGCGCAUUCUCGUCCUUUAUUUAAUCAAAUGAAAAUAUUAAAUAUAUUUGAAAUAUUUAGUUAUCAAGUAAGUUGCUUCAUCUUUCAACAUAAUAAUAACCUCCUGCCACAACCUAUUGCUUCACUUUUUACUGUAAACAGUGAAAUGCAUCAUCACAAUACUAGACAAAAACAUAAUCUUCAUUUCACAUUUAAUAAAUUAUCAUUUUCAAUCAGAUCCCAAGGACCAAAAAUUUGGAACUCAAUUCCGUAUACUCUUCCUAAUUCGCUAAAAUAUUUUAAUUAUAAGCGUAUUUUGAAGGAUUAUUACUUGUCUCAAGCUUAUUAACUAUAGUAACCAACAACUGAUAUAUUCUUUGUUGUUUUAUUGUUAUUUUGCACUUUGAUAUUUUGUACCCAGUGUUUUGUAUUUAAUAAUUGUUCACUUCUCUUCUAAUUAUUACUAUAACUGCAUGUAAUCAGUAAUCAGUAAAUUUGGCUGUCCAUCUAUAUAUACAGGGUGUAUAAAAAAACUGAACCCUUUCAAAUUCAAAUUAGCUAUAACGUAUUGUAGUAAUUUGACAGCUCUAAUUGCCUUGAAUUAAUGGUUGGGUAAGAACACAAGGAAUACUGUAUUUCUUUUAAAUUUUCUAAUUUUUAUUUCUUCGAGUUUUGUCCCAUGAAUACAAGACCUAGUGUUCUUAUCCAACCAUUAAUUUAAAGCAAUUAGAGCUGUCAAAUUACUACAAUACGUUAUAGCUAAUUUGAAUUUGAAAAGGUUCAGUUUUUUUAUACACACUGUAUAGCCAUAUAAGCCUCUGGCUUUGGCUAACGUGUAAUUUAAUUAUUCAUGAAUAAAGACCAUUAUUAUGCAAUGAAUUUCUAAUUAAGGUGAUUAUCAUGGUUAAACACAGGUCUUCAGUUAGAACCACAACUAACAAGUGCCUCUUUCCUUAAACAUUAUAUUAAUUAUGUAUUGAUGGGUUUAUGUAGUAUUUAAAACACGAGAAGGAGUGUUUUAUCGUAUUUAAAACACGAGGCGCAGCCGAGCGUUUUAGAUAUGAUAAAACGCGAGUUCGAAUGUUUUGAAUAGCUUAUAAUACGACUACAAAAGAAUACUAAUUAGGAUGAACAAUUAUAUAAUCAUACAAUUAGGAUGAACAAUUAUAUAAAGAAUACUAAUGAAGAUGAGUUUUAUCAGAUAUAAAGUCACUCCACGUGACAUAUUAUGGCUGACAUGAUUUGCCACAAGGUUUAUGAAUUUUUAAUGAGUAUUUUAAGUAUCUUUAGAUCAGUAUAACAGAGCCAAAAAGUCCACAGUAUCUCUGGGAGAAAAUACGAGCUGCUUUUCGCGAAGGAAAAUUACGUCCGGAAAUGAAAAGAAAGGCAUUUAUGGAGUCUGUUGAAUGGGACGCUGGCGAGCUCGCAGAAAGCAGGUAAAAUUACUCGUGAUUAAUCAAGUUUUAUCUUCGUACAGAAAAUUGCAAAGUUUAGUUUAUUCCGUGGUUUAUUAAACGUAUUAAGAAUAAAUAUAUAGAAUUCUUCAAGGGUUUUGUAGACGGAAAUUUCGAGUGGAAAUUUUAUUACAUUUAUUAGACUUAAAAUGCAACUAUAGCCCCCUGGCAGAAAUCGAUCAUGAGGACAUGUGAUUCCGGUGCAUGGCUCCAACCAACUGAGCUACAACGUCCAGUUGUCAUGCAGCUCUAACCGCAAGCUCAUCUAUAAAUAAUGUGGUGCCAAUGUAUACAUAAGACGUUCAAAUAAUACAUUCACAGCACGUGGAUGGAAGGUUGCUAUAUUUUCCUAUGAAGAUGAGAGCGCAGUCUUCAGGAACUAACGUUCAUUUAUGUUUAAAGCGAACUUUCUUUAAGCUUCUUUUGCCCACGCCUAUAUCGAAGCAGUAUUUCCCAUCCCACAGGCAACGGCAUGUCCUGACCAUGAUACAGGACCUUUUUAACAUAUAAGCUGAAGGGAUCAAGAACCCGCGGUCCCCAUGUUGCCCCACUCCCCAGAAAAACAAUUUUGGCCGCUCCAGUGAAAGUCCCUUUAGUCUAAUAAGCAACAAAGAGAAGACUGAACCUAGAUGAGUAUUUUUCUAUUUCUUUUAAGCAAACGGUUUUUGUACUGAAAGUUCAGUCUGUAUAGCUUAAAUAUAUAAAACAGUUGGGUUUAAACGUGCAGGAAAUCAAGCACCAGAGACUAAAAGAUACGAACAUUUUCUGGGAAUGGACCCCCCCCCCACACACACACACACUGGCUUUUGGAACCAAAUACAUUUUGUGUCCUUGUACAUAAUUCUGAAUGCGUUUUUAAACUUCUAAGAUCUACAGCAGUGUAAGGUUACGCCAUCAUAAAUAGUGACAUGCUGGAUACCAUUAAAGUAGAAAUGCUAAAGUAUAGCACUAUAGCUAUAGAUUGACAAGCGGCACUCAUAUUCAUUUUUCAGAGCAGUGAGACGAUUGACUUGAUACCCUUGUUAUGUAGUGAUUUGUAAAUAUGUUCUUUUUUCAGUGACGCGUGCAUGAUGUGAUUAUGAAUCUCUCACUAAUUCCAUUUAAAGUAUAGACAUGCAUGCGUUUGAAGACUAACAUCACAAGAUCAUUUUAAACAAAAUGACUGUGAAAAUUGCAGGAAAUCCACUUUCCGCGCAUGUAAUUUUGUAAAGCUUUCCAAGGACAUGCCCCCAUACUACCCAGGAAGGUUUACAAUCGCUCUGCAGUCCCAUGCAGCCUAGUAUAGGUGCAUAAGUCCCUUUGACCCCAACUGGCGAAUUUGUAAAAAGGGGCUCUAUAAUCUGACAUGUCAAUUGGUGUUUCUGUACAUCCAUGCAUAUACACUUAAAGUGGUCAAUGUUAUUUUUAAAUAGUUUUGACUAAAAAUAUCUUAAAUGUUUCACAUGAAAUAAAGGUUGUCAGAACAGGAGGAUAAAGCAAGUGAUCGAGAAAGAACUAAGAGCGUGAAAGAUAAUGGACCUCUGGGGAAUUUAUGCUUCUCAUUAAAAUAUGAAGCCAAGAGGUACAGUUUACCACCAUGCAUACAGCACAUCAGGGACGCCGGAACGAUAAUAAGGCAAAGGGGGGCAGACGCACACCAAGGGCACCUCUAUAGAACAAAAGUUCAAAAUCUACCGGAAAAAUUUUUUUUCAUGGAAAUUUUUUUGGGCGAACACCCCCCCCCGUCACCAAAAAAUUUUCGGUCAGUGUACCAUUUUAGGGGUCAAAAAUUUUUUCCGGACAUACCAAAAUUUUCCGUUAAGUUAAAAAUUUUUUCUGAAUUCCAAAAAUUUUCUAAAAUUUUUGUAAAUUAAACUCAUUCUUUACCAAUUUCACAAUUAUUUUUGUUAAUUUACUUUCUCUGGGCCUAUAAAUUAUCUGAAUCUCAUGAUUUUCCCAGAAAAAGCAUCACUGGAAUAUGAUUUAUCACGUAGUAUUUUACAACUAAAAGGGCACUUCUGCCCCCCCCCCUAGCAACAUAUCCUGUCCCUGCAGCACAUAUCCUCACUCCAGGAACCGAUGGCAUCAGCUAAGCUGCAGAUAACCAUUCACAUGUAUUUAAUAAUUUAAGCAUUUAUGCCAAGAAUACGUCGCUAGUUGAGAUAGGACACAACAUACGGGAUCUCCUUCAUUACGACAAAUGAACUGGCAAACUUCUUGAUAGAAUUCCAUGAAGAUACACUUUAAACUUGUUUUUCUAUGACUCAACUGGAUCGGAAUUUCCAGUUUUAGAAUGAUUUUGUCUUAUGCCAAUUAUAGAAUUUAGAACCUAUUGCACUCUAUUUUAGAUCAAAACUUUUGGUGCGAAUAAUGAAAGCUGAAGGUAUUCCAGACCAUGACGGAGAAGCACCAAACGUCUUAGUAGAAUGUGCUUUAAUACCUAGAGACAUUUCCGAGAAACCAUCUGCCACAGCUGUGCAAGAAAAUACGUUUUCUCCAAUUUUUGAAGAGGUGUUUGAGUACAAAAUUGAUUUUGGGGAACUAUGGACGAAAAAAAUACAUCUAGUGGUAUGGUAUGUUGAUGCAUAUUUCCAUCUCACAAGUUUGGGAGAAGUAAUUUAUUCGCUAAGUCAAUUGGAUAUUGAAGGGUUUGAUAUUUCACAAACUGCCAUGCUUUUCUCCAAAGAGAUUAUUUUACUUCAUCAAACGAAGGUAUAAAGUUGUAUUUGUAAUUGUAUUUAUACUUGUAAUAUUUUUGUAAUAAUCCUAGUAAUGUUGUUGUAAUGGCGUGACUUAGCAAAACAAAGGUCAAUGGUAAGGACCAACUGCUUAAACGGUAAACGAAACCGUUUAAACGGAAUGCUCUAACCGUCUUAACCGAUUCCCAAGGAAUGCUCUAACCGUUUUAAUCGAUUCCCAACGCGGUCAAGCAAACUUUUCAGCUUGCUCGAUGUGGACACACUCAGAGACAACAUCAGAAAAAUCUAUUAGUAAUAUUUGUAACACUCGUUGCCCAUCAAAUUGUCGAACAAUAAAUGCUUUAUGAUAAGGUGCACAGGCGUUUAAGGCCACUUCAAAGAGAGAGUGGGGUCUGUUCAUUCGCACGAUUAAAAUAUGAAUUGACAUGACGAGACACUUUCAUUUUUAAUACCGUUUACUUGAUCCGUUUACUUGAUCCAUUUACUAAAACGGUUAGAACAUUCCGUUUAAACGGUUUCUUAGACCGUUCAAAGAGUUGGUCCUUACAAUUGAAACAGCCGCCUUCAUCCAUGGAUACACAUCCUUUAAAACGUUUUAUCCGAACGGCAAACAUUUACAUGCAAUCCGUUUUCUUUUCAAACCGUGUUUUCCAAUGGCUGAUGGCCAGCAUAUCAACGGUUUCCGGCAAUGAGAUAUUGAACUGGUUUUCACUAUCACAAUACUUGUAAUAUUGCGUCAAUAUGACGUCAUUUCGAUUCCAUAGCAGCUUCAUCAAAGAAAACAAAAUAAAAAUAAGUUAGGCCACGUUUGAACGCUACGAUUUCUCGUAUACAGUAACACUUUUAUACGCCAGAAUACGAAUUGUGAACAACAAAACGCAGCCUAUAAACGCACCUCUAUUUACUAUUUCAAGAACUCUGUCAUAACAGAACUUUCUGCUAAAUUAAUUCAAUUAAUCUGUCUAGAGCUGUUUGGUAGGUGCAUGCACAACGCCACAACGGAUUUGGUGAUGUGGCUGUUCAAUUUAUGUUGCAAGCUGUUUUAUGUUUUUCCGACAGGAUUCGUCAAGUAAAGAUCCAGCAAAUAAUUCGAGCAGCAUAUUGUUCUCACUAACCUACCUUCCAGCAACUAACAGACUCGGUGUUUUUGUGCUGAAAGCCAAGGAUCUAAAAACAAUACAGAAUAGCCAUGGUGAGGAAAUUGAAACAUCUAAGAGAGCUUAAGCAAGUGACGUUUCUGACAACACGGGCUUCGAGCGUGCAUUUUAACUGUAAAAGAAGAUAGUCUUGAUUUAUAGAAAAAACUGCCGGCGGAGUUCUUGCUUGAAAUCAAGAACACCAGUCAAUGUGGUUCCAAGUUCUUGAUUUCAAACAAGAACGACCGUCCAUUCGCGAAUCAAAACGUCGCUUUCUAAAGUUCUCCAUUAUUAAUCCAACAACAAAUAGAAAGAAACAACAAAAACACGUAUAUACUGCUAAAAAACCAUGUAGAACUGUUGCAGAUCGACCAACCACCGUGCUUGAUAUACCGGCUUGCCUACACAUGUAGACGGCAGAUAUGAUUAUACAGACGUUCUUUCACAGUAGACCGUAUAGUUUAAACAACAUGACACUAUCAAUACCCGUGCAUCAGAACCGUAGUAUCUUAAUCUCUCUAAUACCACAUAUAGUAGUCCUAAAUAUACCCAUCCCAAGUAAAGGUUAGUUGAACGUAUGAACUGUAUUCUUGAGCGCAAAUGGUUGGGCCUUGGGCUAACAUCCAAGUGAUCCAACGGUUCAAUCUUCGUCUGGGACUCAAGAGUGUUUUCUGGAAUUUUGCCCGAGGUUUGAAUUAAUUUACUUAAAACCAGAGUGGCAAGCAGAAACAUGUCUGAAAACAAAUCAAUCACAUGUUUUCCUGAAACAAAUUUCCAAAAAGCAUUUCUAGGAUUAUUUGAGAAGCAAGCUAAAAUCAAGAGUAAACAUAGCUCGAUUCUUCGUAGAGUCGGCGAUACAACAGCGAAAGGCUGAGCCGCACACGUCCAUCUGCUUGCGCUUUUGCAUAAAUUAAAGUACAGUACGAUAUUUGAAAUGUAUGCUUGAAUGCAUAUGAGUGCACGUUGGAAGCUUUUCGCUACAACCUGAUCCAGGGUAGCUUUUCGCCGACGUUGCAUAGACUCUACGAGCAAUUGUGCUAGAGUCUAUGCCAACAACCACUUAAUUUCUGUGUUCUGCACCACAGGUGUCUACGUAGAGGUCACUGUUCUUCAUCGGAAUUCACGUCAUCGCAAAGUCACUGGAUUCAAAAUUGGCACACAAAAUCCACUCUACAAUGAAACAUUACUGUUUGAUUUACAAGACUUUAUUAUCAGUACUGUCAAGUUGCAAGUGAUUGUGUAUCAAAAAGCCGCCAUGGGAGGAGAUGUUGCACUUGGCAAGGUCUUACUAGGGAAAGAAGUGGGAGGUAGUGAAGAAUCACAUUGGCUUGAAACACUAACAGCGGCCAAACCUAUUGCACAAUGGCAUGAACUACAGCCAUGUCGUCCAGAGAGAAAAAUGCAAAAUAUCACCACAAUGAGGACAAGAGAGCUUAGAUCGUUUGAAUUUGCAAAACGAAGAUCCCAGUUAUUGGAAUAAAGACCAUUUUGUGAUAACUUCAUGUUAGAUUGAAAUAUAUUUAACCUUAUAU
Molecule: messenger RNA, 15756 nt
Organism: Paramuricea clavata
Lineage: Eukaryota; Metazoa; Cnidaria; Anthozoa; Malacalcyonacea; Plexauridae
Source: the annotation of a GenBank genome assembly